Molecule: messenger RNA, 5055 nt
Organism: Erinaceus europaeus (western European hedgehog)
Lineage: Eukaryota; Metazoa; Chordata; Mammalia; Eulipotyphla; Erinaceidae
Gene: NID2
Product: nidogen 2
Exons: 21
Coding region: 303-4484 (1393 amino acids)
Biological process (GO): cell-matrix adhesion
Cellular component (GO): basement membrane
Molecular function (GO): calcium ion binding
Source: RefSeq, a predicted model, not a curated record
UGCCGAGACUGGCAAGAGCAACUCAAGAGUAGCCAUCGCCUGGGGCUUGCGAGCACCUCAGUUCUCAAGACCGCUGUCUUAGAAAUCUUGUAACAAGAACCAGAUGUGGACGCCGCUGGCUGACUUUCUCAGAGCCGGUGAUUGGUUGUCGGCCGAGGACCACAGCCAGUCAUCGCUCUCGGAGGGCGCCGAGUCCCGCCCAGCCCGGGCACCCGCAGGGAUCGAGGUUGCAGGCCAGAGCAGAGAGGAUAAGUGGGCUUGCUGGUCAGGCUGGGCGGGAAGCGCUGAGUCGAGGGGCAAGAAUGACUCUGCGGGGGGACCCGGUGACCCAAAGGUCGCCGCUGCUGCUGUUACUGCUGCUGCCGUCAUGGGCUGCUGCGCUGCAUCCGAGAGAGCUCUUCCCCUAUGGGCAGUCUCGGGGGGACCAGCUGCUGCAGGAAGGAGACGACGAAAGCUCAGCUGCGGUCAGUCUAGCGAUUCCUCUGCACUUCUAUGAAGCCCAGUUCAAAGACCUCUACGUCGGCACCAACGGCAUCAUCUCCACCCAAGACUUCCCCAGGGAGACCCAGUAUGUAGAUGAUGAUUUCCCCACAGACUUCCCCGCCAUUGCCCCAUUCCUGGCCGACAUUGACACUAGCAAGGGCAGGGGCCAGAUUCUGUACCGUCAGGACACCUCCCAGGAGAUGCGGGAUCUGGCCGCCCGCUACGUGCACAGGGGUUUCCGGCAUACCGCCGGGCACUUCAGCCCCACCCAAGUCUUUCUGGUCACCUGGGAGCAGGUGGGCGCCUAUGAGGAAACCAGGCAAGGGGCCACGCCCUCGGGAGAGCUAAAUACUUUCCAGGCAGCUUUGGCAUCUGAUGAGUCUGAUACCUACGCCCUCUUUCUUUAUCCUACCAAUGGCCUUCAGUUCUUUGGAACCCGCCCAAAGUUAUCUUACAACGUCCAGCUCCAGCUUCCAGCCCGGGUGGGCUUUUGCAGAGGAGAGGCUGAUGACCAGAAGAGAGAGGGACCUUAUCUCAGCUUGACUAGAACUGAACAGAGUGUGAAAAAUCUCUACCAAUACAGCAACAUAGGAGUUCCUGGGGUGUGGGCUUUUCAUAUUGGCAGCACCUCUUACUUACACAAUGUCAGACCAGCAACUAUUGGAGGAGAUCUUUCAAAAACCUACCCUUCAGCUCCCCUGGGCCAUUCCUUCCACACUGAUGCUACACACCAAGAAAGUGACUAUACGGAGGGAGGCAAUUUGGAUUAUUAUGAAGAGAAUGAAGAAGAAUUUGAAUAUCCUCCCAGUGAGCCAGCAUCAAAUGGAGAUGGCAGUAUUGAUGAUUCCUUUUAUUUGAGAGCAAAUGCAAAGCCAAGAGGAGGUGGGGUCAUCUUCCCCCCAAAUUCUGAUCUGGAUUCUCCUAUGCCACAUUCAACACCUGGUACAUGGCCUUCCUACUCUGAAACCAAGUCCACCACUGUGGCCUCUCUAGAGGAGAUAGAUGCUUCAGAUUCUAAACACCAUGUUAAGUCUCCUGGACAGCCAGAGGCCAGUAGUCCCAUUCCAUCAGAGAUUGAAGGCAUUUCAGUGGAUCCUUCCUGGGAAGUCACAUCACGACACUACCCUGAAAGUAUCCAGCCCUCCUCAGGUGGUGAAGUGCUACCUUCAGAAGUAGGUGUUUCUCCAGCUAUUCAUGAGGAAGGGAUGCUUCUUCAAAAUUACCAUAAGCUAGGUCUCCCUCCGCCACUGGUUCACAUGACACAUGUUACAGGGGUGGAAGACAGCAGUUCCAACACUGAAGUCUUGACAUAUAAUGUUGCCAACAAGGAAACCUGUGAGCACAACCAUGGACAGUGCUCCCACCAUGCCUUCUGCACUGACUAUGCAACAGGUUUUUGCUGCCACUGUCAAUCCAGGUUUCAUGGAAAUGGGAAGCACUGUCUGCCAGAAGGGGAACCUCAUCGAGUCAAUGGGAAAGUGAGUGGUCACCUCCACGUGGGCCACAUGCCUGUACACUUCUCAGAUGUGGACCUGCACGCUUACAUUGUGAGCAAUGAUGGCCGAGCUUACACAUCUAUCAGCCACAUCCCACAACUGGCUGCCCUGGCCCUUCUCCCUCUCACACCAAUUGGAGGUCUGUUUGGCUGGCUUUUUGCUUUAGAAAUACCAGGCUGGAAGAAUGGCUUCAAAUUCACUGGUGCUAACUUUAUCCAUGACAUGGAAGUUACAUUCUACCCAGGACAGGAGACAGUUAGAAUCAUUCAAACUGCUGAGGGUCUUGACUCUGAGAACUAUCUGAGCACUAGGGUCAACAUCCAAGGUCGGGUACCCUACAUUUCACCAGAUUUCACCAUUCAAAUCUCUCCCUACAAGGAGAUUUACCACUAUUCAGACUCAGCUGUGACUUCCACGAGUACCCGAUACUACUCUCUCAGAUAUAGCGCCAUCAACCAAACUCAGUCCUACCGCAUCCAUCAGAACAUCACUUUCCAGGCAUGCAAGCAUGCUCCCAAACACCACAGCAUCCAUUCCACCCAGAUGCUGAAUGUGGACCCUGUCUUUGCCAUGUACACUAAUGAUGAUAAAUUGCUUAGAUUUGCUAUGACCAAUCAAAUUGGCCCGGUUGAAGAAAACUCAGAGUCCAUCACAGUAAAUCCUUGCUAUGAUGGGAGUCACACUUGUGAUAAAGCAGCUCGAUGCCGUCCAGGGUCGGGUGUAGACUACACCUGUGAGUGUCCAACUGGGUACCAGGGAGAUGGAUGGAGUUGCAUUGAUGUAAAUGAGUGUACAACUGGAUUUUACCACUGUGUUGCCAACUCUGUGUGCAUCAACUUGCAGGGAAGCUACAGGUGUGAAUGCCGAAGUGGCUAUGUGUUUGCAGAUGACCAACACACAUGCGUCUUGAUUACCCCACCUGCCAACCCCUGUGAAGAUGGCAGCCAUACCUGUGCUCCUGCUGACCAGGCCCAGUGCAUUCACCACGGAGGCAGCACAUUCACCUGCUCCUGCCUGUCUGGUUACUCUGGCAAUGGACACCAGUGCACUGAUGUUGAUGAAUGCUCGGAAAACAGAUGUCAUCCCUCAGCUACCUGCUAUAAUACCCCUGGCUCCUUCUCCUGCCAUUGCCAACCUGGAUAUCAUGGGGAUGGAUUUCAGUGCACUCCGGAUGCUCCCACGCCAGGACUGAAUCCCUGUGAAUAUCAGCGGCACAAUGCUCAGGCUCAGCUCACCUAUCCUGGUACCCAGGCUCACAUUCCCCAGUGCGAUGAGCAGGGCAACUUCCUACCACUGCAGUGUCAUAGUGGCACCCACUUCUGCUGGUGUGUGGAUUCUAAUGGUCAUGAAAUUCCUGGCACUCGUACUCCUCUUGGUGCUACUCCACCAUACUGUGGACCAGCAGAGCCCACCCAGAGACCAAAGACUGUCUGUGAGCGUUGGAAGGAAAGCCUGCUGGAGCACUAUGGUGGUGCGCCCAGAGAUGACCAGUAUGUGCCCCAGUGCGACGACCUGGGUCACUUCAUCCCCCUGCAGUGCCAUGGGAAGAGUGACUUCUGCUGGUGUGUAGACAAAGAUGGCAGAGAGGUGGAGGGUACCCGCUCCCAACCUGGUACCACCCCUGCAUGUAUACCUACAGUUGCUCCACCCACAGUCCGGCCCACACCUAGGCCUGAUGUGACCCCUCCAUCUGUGGGUACUUUCCUGCUCUAUGCCCAGGGUCAGCAAAUUGGCCACUUGCCCCUCAACGGUACCAGACUGCAAAAGGACACAGCAAAGACCCUACUGUCACUACAUGGCUCCAUAGUUGUAGGAAUUGAUUAUGACUGCCGAGAAAAGAUGGUGUACUGGACAGAUGUUGCUGGUCGCACAAUUAACCGUGCGAGUCUGGAACCAGGAGCAGAGCCAGAGAUGAUCAUUAAUUCAGGUCUGAUUAGCCCCGAAGGACUUGUUAUCGACCACUUCCAUAGGACAAUGUACUGGACAGACAGCGGCCUGGAUAAGAUAGAGAGGGCCAAGCUGGAUGGCUCUGAGCGGAAAGUCCUCUUCCACACGGACCUCGUGAACCCACGUGCCAUUGCUGUGGAUCCAAUUCGAGGCAAUUUAUACUGGACAGACUGGAAUCGAGAAGCUCCAAAAAUUGAAAUAUCUUCAUUAGAUGGAGAAAACAGGAGAAUUCUGGUGAAUAAAGACAUUGGACUACCCAAUGGUUUAACAUUUGACCCUUUCUCCAAACUUCUGUGUUGGGCAGAUGCAGGAACAAAAAAACUGGAAUGCACACUACCUGAUGGAACUGGACGACGAGUCAUUCAAAACAACCUCAACUACCCUUUCAGCAUUGUUAGCUAUGCAGACCACUUCUACCACACAGACUGGAGGAGGGAUGGUGUUAUAUCAGUCAACAGAGACAGCGGUCAGUUUAUGGAUGAAUAUCUUCCAGAGCAGCGAUCCCAUCUGUAUGGGAUAACUGCAGUCUAUCCCUAUUGCCCAGCAGGAAGGAAAUAAAUAUGGCAUUGUAAAGGCCUUGUGAGUUUACAAUCAGAACCUUGCACCAUAAAGAACAUUUGCGGUAUACAAAGGUGAAGUGAAAAAGCAAUCAACUGUUAGAAGUUCCUGGACAUACAAGAUGAGUUCACAUGUUCAAUGCGAAGUAUAUUUUGUGAAGUUUAUACCUCAAUCUUUACUACUGUAUGUUUAAAAAAUGUUACUGCAAGUUUUUAAAAAAGGUAACAGAAUUUAAUUAUUGCUUAAAGCAACUUUUUAUAAACAUUGUAUUUAAAAGAACAAAUUCACUCAACUCAUUUGUUAUGGUUUCUUUCUGGUUAAGAAUAUACAGUUCUAAGAUCAGAAACCUUGACAUGUUAAAGAACCAACUUAGUUUUCCAAUGAAAGACUUUUUUUUUUUAUAUCAGUGCAUUUCUAUUUAUAUAUUAAAAGGUGCUAAAAUGUUUCAAUUUGUAUUUUCUUAUCCUGUAAGUCCCCUUAUCAAUUUACCUAUAGAAAUUACAUUUAUAAAUACCAAAGAUCUAACAGUUCAAUUUCUAGACUACUCCAAUAAAAUUAAGUUUUCCUAUGA